UGCUCCCGGAAGUUCCGGUGCCGUCGCUGUGUGGGAUAAACAGUAAUGGCGGAGGCUGCGGCUCCGGGAACAACAGCGGCAACACCGGGAGCAGCGGCCACGGCCUCCAGCCCCACAGCCGCGCCUCCCGCGCCGCCGGCUGCAGCGGGGUCAGGAGGAGGCGGCGGCUGGACCAAGCAGGUCACCUGCAGGUAUUUCAUGCAUGGGGUUUGCAAGGAAGGGAACAACUGCCGUUACUCCCAUGAUCUCUCCACAAGUCAGUCUGCUAUGGUGUGCAGGUAUUAUCAGCGAGGAUGCUGUGCUUACGGAGAUCGUUGCCGAUAUGAACAUACCAAGCCAUUGAAGCGGGAAGAAGUGACUACUGUGAAUCCAGCUGCAAAAUCUUAUCCAUCAGCAUCUUCAGACCUCCCGUCUCUCCCUGAAGCACUUGAAGCAAGCACUGGUGAGACUGACCUUGAAGAUACAGAUCUGGCAGCUACAGGAGCAGGUGCUGAAGACUGGGUGAAUGCUGUAGAAUUUGUCCCUGGGCAGCCAUAUUGUGGACGUGCUGCCCCUUCCUGCAUCGAAACACCCUUGCAGGGAAUGGUAAUUGAGGAAGAGUAUGAAAAGCAGCAAGCAAAUGUGGAGAUGAAGAAGCAACUGUGCCCCUACGCUGCAGUAGGAGAAUGUCGUUACGGAGAGAACUGCGUGUAUAUCCAUGGGGAUGUGUGUGACAUGUGUGGGUUGCAGGUCCUACAUCCAGUUGAUGCUGCCCAGAGAUCCCAACACAUAAAGUCUUGCAUUGAGGCUCAUGAGAAGGACAUGGAGCUCUCAUUUGCCGUCCAGCGUAGUAAAGACAUGGUGUGUGGGAUCUGCAUGGAGGUGGUAUAUGAAAAAGCCAACCCCAGCGAGCGCCGCUUUGGGAUCCUCUCCAACUGCAACCAUACUUACUGUCUCAAAUGCAUCCGGAAGUGGAGGAGCGCUAAACAAUUUGAGAGCAAGAUUAUAAAGUCCUGCCCAGAAUGUCGGAUCACAUCUAACUUUGUCAUUCCAAGUGAGUACUGGGUGGAGGAGAAGGAAGAGAAGCAGAAACUCAUUCAGAAAUACAAGGAGGCAAUGAGCAACAAGCCAUGCAGGUAUUUUGAUGAAGGCCGUGGGAGCUGUCCAUUUGGAGGGAACUGUUUUUACAAACAUGCAUAUCCCGAUGGUCGCCGAGAGGAGCCACAGAGACAGAAAGUGGGAACAUCGAGUAGAUAUAGGGCCCAGCGAAGGAAUCGGUUCUGGGAAUUCAUUGAGGAGAGGGAGAGCAGCGAUCCCUUCGAGAACGAUGAGGAUGAGGUUGUGACCUUUGAGCUCGGCGAGAUGUUGCUCAUGCUUUUGGCAGCAGGAGGUGAUGAUGAGCUGACAGACUCCGAGGAUGAGUGGGACUUGUUUCAUGACGAGCUGGAAGAUUAUUAUGACUUGGAUCUAUAGCACCUGUCAGCGGAGUUUGGACUGUCUGCUCAGCACAGGCAGUAGCUCUUUCCUGUGGUGUUGUGGCAGUGCCUGUGUUUCUCCUAGGCAGGCCUAUCAAUUCCAGGUGCUGUUGUAAUAACUUUUACCCAGGGUCUGUCUCCUCCCCUUGCCCCAGGAGUGUUUGUUUUUCUCUGUUUAAACAAAUAACAAGAAAUCUUUAAAACGUUAGUUUUUGUAAAAUGAAUUAACUGUCAAACAGUUAGCUUAGGUUUGUUGCUUCAUCUGUGUUCCCGACAGGAUUCACCCAGUUCCAGGGUUAAAGUGUUUACAGGACUUCCACACUCAUCUUGAAGAGCCCAGAUACAAAAAUGAGAGCAGUGGCCAUGCAGUGGGGGAUAUAAAUUGGCCAGUGGCCUUUUUCUGCUGUGGACUUCAAAUCAAUACUUCCGAUUUUAGGCCAGACACGUACUUCUUGCUGGCUUCAGCUCUGUUCCAACCCCCUCAUGUACACAUCUUCAUUUGUGGUUUUGGUCUCUUGUUUACUUGCACAUUACUAUUACUACUGUGUAACCAGAACCAGGUGCGAAUGUUCCAGGUUUUUACUGUGUUUAGCAUGAAAGGAAAAUGUGUUUGUACGUGAAAGGAGAACUUUCAAUGUGUAUAAACAAAUAAACGCAGAGUUGGAUCUCAA
Gopherus flavomarginatus (Mexican gopher tortoise) is the source of this 2125-nucleotide messenger RNA. RefSeq names its product makorin ring finger protein 1 (gene MKRN1). Gene Ontology annotation, molecular function: ubiquitin protein ligase activity; metal ion binding. The coding region runs from base 46 to 1452 and encodes 468 amino acids. NCBI's taxonomy places the organism in Eukaryota, Metazoa, Chordata, Testudines, Testudinidae. The transcript is spliced from 8 exons. The record is from RefSeq and is a predicted model, not a curated record. Gene Ontology annotation, biological process: protein polyubiquitination.